GGGAUGAGCGAAUGCAAAUUUAGCGUGAAUUUGAAAGUCGCGGUAGCACCCGGCAGGGUAUUUAUAAGUGGGUUGGUAACGCUGAUUUGUUUUUUAUUUUCGUGUUAACCUCAAAUUUGUAUUGGACUAUUAAACAUAAAAAUGGGGAAAAGACAGCAUCAGAAGGAUAAAAUGUACUUAACCUAUACAGAGUGGACCACUUUGUAUGGGGGUAAAAGGGCAGGUCCGGUUAUCGACGAUCUUGCUUUCAAACGCUUGCCCUUCGAUCAUUGCUGCUUGUCAUUGCAACCCUUCGAGGAUCCUUACUGUGACGACAACGGCAACAUAUUCGAUUUGCAGGCGCUUCUACCGUUUCUCAAAAAGUUUAAAGUCAACCCCGUCACCGGCAGCCCCAUGGACGUUAAGGCGUUGUUUAAACUAAAUUUGCACAAAAACGCGGAGGGCGAGUUUCAUUGCCCCGUAUUGUUCAGGACGCUGACGAACAGCUCGCAUUUUGCUGCCAUACGGACGACGGGAAACGUCUACUCAAUGGAAGCGAUCGAACAGCUUAACAUUAAGAAUAAGAAUUGGAAAGAUUUGAUUACGGACGCGCCGUUUGAGAGGAAAGAUGUUAUCGUUCUGCAAGAUCCUAGGGAUUUAACUAAAUUUAAUAUCUCGCUGUUUCAUCACGUUAAAAAUAAUUUACGAAUGGAAACUGAAGAGGAGGUGGCCGAAAGAGGAGAUCCCCAAGCGCGUAUAAAGAAAAUGAAUCCAGAAACGAAACACACACUGGAAGAACUGGAACGCGACUAUAAAGAGCCGACCAUAAAAAUUCAGGGCACCCCGAAAAGUACGGAGAAAGCGGAUAAGUUUAACGCCGCCCAUUACUCGACGGGCGCGGUGGCGGCCAGCUUUACCUCAACAGUUAUGGCAGUAGAGCUGACGCACGAGCCGGCCAUCAUGCACGAGGAUCUCGUCCGAUACUCCAGGGUGAAAAAGAAGGGUUACGUACGAUUGGUUACGAACAUUGGACCUUUAAACCUCGAGCUGCACUGUGAUAUUGUUCCAAAAACCUGCGAAAAUUUUUUAAGGCAUUGUGACAACGGAUAUUAUGACGGCACUAAGUUCCAUCGUUCGAUUAGACAUUUUAUGAUUCAAGGUGGUGAUCCGACAGAUUCCGGACAAGGUGGUAAAUCAAUUUGGGGAAAACCGUUUGAGGAUGAGUUUAGACCAAAUUUAACUCAUACAGGACGCGGCGUACUUUCCAUGGCCAACUCUGGGAAAAAUACCAAUGGAUCACAAUUCUUUAUAACGUUUCGUUCAUGUAAACAUUUGGAUAAUAAACACACAAUAUUUGGUCGACUGGUUGGCGGCAUGGACACCUUAACGAUAAUGGAGCGCAUUGAAGUUGACAAUCAAGAUCGUCCAAUAGAGGAUAUAAUUAUAGUUAAGGCCCAAAUAUUUGUAGAUCCAUACACUGAAGCAGACGAAACGCUGAAGAAGGAUCGUGAAGACGAGCUCAAGAGGCAAGCUGAAGAGGAGUUGGCCCAAAAAAGGAAGGUGGAAGCGAAGAAACCAUUAACAGUGUAUAAGUCAGGUGUGGGAAAAUAUAUUAAUCCUCAGGUUACUAAAAGCAACACUAAAAAUGAUGACGAGGGGGCACUAACAGUAAGAAAGAAGAAAAACGUUGCGUAUAAUUUUAAUUUUAAUAACUGGUAGGGCAAUAUGUAUUAAAUGAUUAUUUUUUUGUAAAUAUGUAGGUAACUAUCUUAAAAGUUUUGAAUGUAAGGCUUGUUUAUUGUUUCGUUAGUGUGCAAUAACAUAUUCUUACUGUCUGAGAGCAAAAGUGUGGUUGGAGGACUUCGUGGGUGAUAUGUACGUCUUUCUGUUUCUUCCAGAAGCGCAACUCUUAUCUACUAACGAAUAAAAAAAUGAGAUAAAAUUUUCAAACAAUACGCAAAUAUUUCCAAACGUUCCACACCCAAUAGCACAAAAUUCUUUGCAAUUAAAUAAACAAAUGACAAUGCGGCUAUAAACAAAAUUUAAAAUCGACUAAACCACGAAAAACUGCUUUCCAUUCGAGUGUGUGAAGCUCUGGUGCAGUUCGUUCGGAGCAGCUCAUUUUGCAAGUUGUUCAUUUGAAUUGACAUUCACAGUAAGUAAAUAACCACAAAAGUGUUUCAAGCCCUGAGGAAA
Photinus pyralis (common eastern firefly) is the source of this 2175-nucleotide messenger RNA. Its product is annotated as RING-type E3 ubiquitin-protein ligase PPIL2. Gene Ontology annotation, molecular function: peptidyl-prolyl cis-trans isomerase activity; ubiquitin-ubiquitin ligase activity. The transcript is spliced from 7 exons. Bases 142 to 1698 code for a protein of 518 amino acids. Gene Ontology annotation, biological process: protein folding; protein polyubiquitination; protein peptidyl-prolyl isomerization. NCBI's taxonomy places the organism in Eukaryota, Metazoa, Arthropoda, Insecta, Coleoptera, Lampyridae. Gene Ontology annotation, cellular component: catalytic step 2 spliceosome. The record is from RefSeq and is a predicted model, not a curated record.